CAUCAGGAGGAGCUGCUGUGCACGAGACGCACGCAGGAAUCCACACGGAUAUUCUCACAACCCAUUACAUCUGCUGUAGAUCAUCCAGAAGAGCGGGAUGUGCGUUUAACAACCUGUCUGUGUUAUUCCACAGCUCAACAAGAGGAAGAACAAACCCUGGAAAGCCACUGGUUUAUUGCAGAUUACAUGCAUCCCAUUUUAAUCACUAAUUUAUUUUCUACUCGAGGAUGGAAAUCAAACACAGAGGGAUUUUCUGAAGUUUUUCAGAAGCUGCCACUGGAAUAACAGUGUGAGGAAACAUUGCAACGAGGCAGAUGAUGAACAGCAAAAGCAUCAAAGUGAACUAGACUGUUUGCUCAUACUGGAAAUCAGUGGAUCGUUUUAUUAAAGCACUUUUUGUUUUCGCGCACUCGGGACUCUUAAGCACCCGUCAUUUUCAUUGCAUUGAUCCAGGACAGCUUCUACAUCUCUCUUGCGUGGAUUUUAACAAAGUCAGAGCUCUUUGAGGCGGAGGAUGGAGGAGCAGAGCCAUCUGAUGCAGACCCUGGGCGGCGUGACCCUCACCGGACACCCGGUGGCUUUACCGGUGCCUCAUGACGGACCCGACGCGAGAAACAAGCAGGACAUCGGAGACAUUCUGCAUCAGAUCAUGACCAUCACCGACCAGAGCCUGGACGAGGCUCAGGCAAAAAAGCAUGGGCUGAACUGUCACAGAAUGAAACCAGCUCUGUUCAGCGUGCUCUGUGAAAUCAAAGAGAAAACAGGUCUCAGUAUCCGUGGCAGUCAGGAUGAAGAUCCUCCGGACCCUCAGCUCAUGCGUCUGGAUAACAUGCUGCUGGCAGAGGGUGUGUCCGGACCAGAGAAAGGGGGCGGGGCGGCGGCGGUUGCUGCGGCAACAGCAGCAGUGGGAGUGGGAGCCGAUAACUCCAUCGAACACUCGGACUACAGAGCCAAACUCAGUCAGAUCAGACAGAUCUACCACACCGAGCUGGAGAAAUAUGAGCAGGCGUGUAAUGAGUUCACUACCCAUGUGAUGAACCUGUUGAGGGAACAGUCUCGCACGCGGCCCAUCUCGCCCAAAGAGAUCGAGCGCAUGGUAAACAUCAUCCACCGCAAAUUCAGCUCCAUCCAGAUGCAGCUCAAGCAGAGCACCUGCGAGGCCGUCAUGAUCCUCAGGUCCCGCUUCCUCGACGCCAGGAGGAAAAGACGCAACUUCAGCAAGCAGGCGACAGAGAUUUUGAACGAGUAUUUCUACUCUCACCUCAGUAACCCGUAUCCCAGCGAGGAGGCCAAAGAGGAGCUGGCCAAGAAGUGUGCCAUCACUGUGUCACAGGGGAAGGGAAGCACCAUCACUGUGUCACAGGUUUCAAACUGGUUUGGUAAUAAACGUAUUCGCUAUAAGAAGAACAUCGGUAAAUUCCAGGAAGAGGCGAAUCUGUACGCAGCAAAGACGGCAGUGACGGCGGCUCAGGCCGUGGCGGCCGCUGUGCAGAACAGCCAGACCAACUCGCCCGCAACGCCCAGCUCCGGCUUUCAGAUGAAAGAUGAAGACUUUCAGUUGGAUGCAGCAGAAGAUAAAAAUAAUCUGUUAAACAACAUGUUCACUGGUUCUUCAGGUUCGUAUAGUUUGCCGGGUUCAGGAGACAUGUUUAUGAGCAUGUCUGGCCUGAACGGAUCCUACCAGCCGACCCAGGUCCCCAACACAGGACAGACACAGGGAGACUCCAUACGUCACGCCAUCGGACAGUCGUUGGGUUACAGCGACGGUCUGCGGGGAAACCCACUUUACAGCCCUCAUGGCUUGAACGGUAACGGUGGCUGGCAUGAUGCUGUCACUCCGUCUUCUGUGACGUCUCCUAUAGAGGGAGCAAACAGCGUUCACUCGGAUACCUCUAACUGACCAGGCCUGCCGUCUGAAGCCCCUUAACCAACCCGCAGGACGACCUACACAACCCAACAAAAUCUCAGAUGAGAACGAUGAGCGUGAUAAUGAAACACAGACUCAAAACCGCUUACUUUGACCAAAAGAGCACCACGUUGCAAAAAUGAACCGAUAGGAUUGACGGUACCAGCUUUCUUUCCAAAACUGGUGAUACCUCAAUAACCAUGCCCAACAUGUACGAUUGUGGAAACGAGGGAGGCUUUUGUCAUAUUCUCUGUGAACAUCUUUGAAUAGGUUUCAAAAUAUAUCAUGAUUUAAAUCUUUAAUUAACUUGUAACACUGUCUUAUUGCACAGUACAGUAUGUUCGUACUUAAGUCUGAUUUUUCUCGUACAGAUCAACAACAUUGAUUUUUUAAGUUGUAUUUUUAACGAUUUAACUUAAGCAUUAAUGUUAUUCAUCAGAAAUAUCACUGACAUUUUGACUUUAACAAAUGACGACAUGUGACAUCAACAUUGCAGUCAUGCAUAUUCAUAUUCAUAUUCAGCUGUAGGGUUCCAGAAGUAAAAUGCCAUUGAUAAUCUCCAUAAAGAAACUAAGUUUUGGCAAUAAUGUACAAACUCAAGAUGUGUACUGUAUGAAGUGAUUUUAUAUGCUUCUGUGGAGCCAAUUAGUUUCAGGUUCUUACUGGCUUAGAAAUCCAGUGUCUAUGGAUAAAACAUAUGGGACAUUUACUUCUGUAUUUACAUAACUUAUCCAGUUAUUUUAUAACACCUCCUACUUAGCAUUGCUGUUAACAGGGAGAUAAUGCAAAUCAAAUUUUAAUUUGAUAGUGCCAUAUAAGCGACUAGACAUAAUCAGCACACAUACUGUAUCUGUACAUAAAAAAAGCAUUUUUGAAUGUUAUUCUUUUCUUACUCGAUACAUUUGAAUUCUUCAUUCAUGUUCUGUAUGACAGGCUACACUGAUUCCUUUUAAGUUUGCUUAAAUUUUUAUUCAUCAGUUUGGGUAGUAUAUAAUUUGCAAUGCCGUUUUGAAAGGUUGUAAUAUUUAAAAAAAAAAAAAAAAUGUUCUAAUGUAUUAACAGAAUUUACACUGAGCAACUGUCUAUGAAGAAUAAUUCAUGUAAUAUUAUUAGUUUUUGAUAAAGGAAAUACUUGUGUUUCUGGCCAAAAAAAAAGUGUUUCAAUAAACAUUUCGAAUUGAGAUUCUUACCGGCUCAUGCAUGACAGCUAACUAGAUGCUUAUUUUUAGCAUUUUCCCAUUCAUGUUUAAUGGGUAAGUUAAUUAGCACAUACAGUACACUGACUGUC
Molecule: messenger RNA, 3194 nt
Organism: Labeo rohita (rohu)
Lineage: Eukaryota; Metazoa; Chordata; Actinopteri; Cypriniformes; Cyprinidae
Gene: pbx3a
Product: pre-B-cell leukemia homeobox 3a
Exons: 11
Coding region: 515-1900 (461 amino acids)
Biological process (GO): eye development; animal organ morphogenesis; embryonic organ development
Cellular component (GO): nucleus
Molecular function (GO): DNA-binding transcription factor activity, RNA polymerase II-specific; RNA polymerase II cis-regulatory region sequence-specific DNA binding
Source: RefSeq, a predicted model, not a curated record